UGAGAAUUUGUGCAAGGAGAUGAAUGAUGAUAGAUUUGCAUUUAUGUCACCAUCUAGACUGGUGAUAAAUCACAAGCGUGAAUAUAACCGUAUUGAGGAAGUCACUCAGUAUAUGACAGAGUUUUUAGUUACAAACAAAGAUAAGCGUUUUAUCUUUGCACCAUACAUCCAAGAUGAUCAUUGGAUAUUGCUUCUAUUCUGUUUGGAUGAAAGUGUCAUUUACGUGUUUGAUUCAUUGAGAAGGGAGCGGGAUAUUCGGUUGACAACACCUACACGAACGGCAUAUAAACUGUAUGUAGCACAAGGUGGCAGGAAGAAUAACCGAAAGGAAUUUCUUUGGUGUCAUGCAGAUGUUCAGUGUCCUCAACAACAAGGAGGUACAGAGUGCGGUUUAUUUGUUAUGAGGUACAUGCAUGAAGUAUUCCUGCUUUCUCAAAAAAAUCCUAAUACCAAUUGGAAAGAGGGCCUUGGUUCAAGAAGGUAUUUAAAGAAGGAACUCAAUGAGGUUCGGGAACUGUGGGCUGAGUUUUUUACAGUUGAAUGUCUAUAAUGAGAUAGUUGACGGACUUUAAUGGCCACUACAAGCUUUUUAGUGGUAAGGACGAGAGCGAAGACUGAGGCAGCUGACUUAUUACUACGUAUUGAUUUCAUAAUUUCUAGUGUGGACAUGUAAUUUGACAAGAAGAAUUAUGGGUUGUAAUACAUUUAAUUUUAAUGUACAUUGAUUAAUUCCAAGUUAAGUUUGUGUAAUUUUAGUUUAUUAGUGCUAUUGACUUUGGGCAUUUGGUGUUGGAUUCAUUUACAUUACUGAAUGAUGCACAGGGUUAAUAUAUAUAUAAAAAAGGGUCAGAAGCAGAAAAAUAUCUAUAAAUUAAAAAAAAAAAAAACACUUUAAGCCACGGCAGUUUGAAAGCCGACGCUAUAGGUGUAAUCUUUAGCGUCGCCUGUUUGACUACCGACGCAUAAGA
Molecule: messenger RNA, 968 nt
Organism: Daucus carota subsp. sativus
Lineage: Eukaryota; Viridiplantae; Streptophyta; Magnoliopsida; Apiales; Apiaceae
Exons: 6
Coding region: 20-550 (176 amino acids)
Biological process (GO): protein desumoylation; proteolysis
Cellular component (GO): nucleus
Molecular function (GO): deSUMOylase activity
Source: RefSeq, a predicted model, not a curated record